Nestor notabilis (Kea) is the source of this 1337-nucleotide messenger RNA. RefSeq names its product solute carrier family 32 (GABA vesicular transporter), member 1 (gene SLC32A1). Bases 1 to 1185 code for a protein of 394 amino acids. Gene Ontology annotation, biological process: amino acid transmembrane transport. Gene Ontology annotation, cellular component: vacuolar membrane. Lineage: Eukaryota; Metazoa; Chordata; Aves; Psittaciformes; Psittacidae. The record is from RefSeq and is a predicted model, not a curated record. The transcript has a single exon. Gene Ontology annotation, molecular function: amino acid transmembrane transporter activity.
AUGUUUGUGCUGGGCCUACCCUAUGCCAUCCUUCAUGGCGGAUACCUGGGACUCUUUCUGAUCAUUUUCGCUGCAGUGGUUUGCUGCUACACAGGGAAAAUCCUUAUUGCCUGUCUUUAUGAAGAGAAUGAGGAUGGGGAGAUAGUCAGGGUGAGAGACUCCUACGUGGACAUAGCAAACGCAUGCUGUGCACCCCGCUUCCCUACCCUUGGAGGCAGGAUUGUAAACGUGGCUCAGAUCAUUGAACUGGUCAUGACCUGCAUCCUUUAUGUGGUGGUCAGUGGGAACCUGAUGUACAACAGCUUCCCUAAUCUGCCGGUCUCCCAGAAGUCAUGGUCCAUCAUUGCCACAGCAGUGCUCCUGCCUUGUGCAUUCUUGAAGAACCUCAAGGCAGUCUCCAAGUUCAGCUUGCUCUGCACAUUGGCCCACUUUGUGAUCAACAUCUUGGUGAUUGCCUACUGCCUCUCCAGGGCACGCGACUGGGCCUGGGACAAAGUCAAGUUUUACAUUGAUGUAAAGAAGUUUCCCAUCUCCAUUGGCAUUAUUGUCUUCAGCUACACCUCUCAGAUAUUUCUGCCUUCCUUGGAGGGGAACAUGCAGAACCCCAAGGAGUUUCACUGCAUGAUGAACUGGACUCACAUAGCAGCUUGUAUCCUUAAGGGACUCUUUGCCUUGGUUGCCUAUCUGACCUGGGCUGAUGAGACCAAGGAAGUCAUUACAGACAACUUGCCAUCCACCAUAAGGGCAGUAGUCAAUAUUUUCUUGGUGGCCAAAGCCUUGCUCUCAUACCCCUUGCCAUUCUUUGCCGCUGUGGAAGUCCUGGAGCGGUCCCUUUUCCAAGAUGGAAACAGGGCAUUUUUCCCCAACUGCUAUGGGGGUGACGGGCGGCUAAAAUCCUGGGGACUCACCCUCAGAUGUGCCCUGGUAGUAUUCACCCUGCUCAUGGCUAUCUAUGUCCCACAUUUUGCCCUCUUGAUGGGUCUUACUGGGAGCCUCACAGGCGCUGGGCUCUGUUUCCUGCUCCCCAGUCUUUUCCACCUCAAACUCUUGUGGAGGAAGCUUUUGUGGCACCAUGUCUUCUUUGAUGUUGCCAUCUUCGUUAUAGGUGGUAUCUGCAGCGUCUCUGGGUUCAUCCACUCUUUGGAAGGCCUCAUAGAGGCCUUCAGAACCAACACUGAAGACUAAAGAGGGGCCAGAGUCGGUUGCUAUAAGAGAAUCGCAUUGAACAUCUGCAUAGCCAAAUAAUUCUGCAUCCCUUUAAUGGAAAGAGUCAUUAUUUUCGUUACGUGCAUCCAACAAAUUCUGUUAUAGAAUCUGCAAAUUAAAGGAAAUAAGAA